This is a messenger RNA of Otolemur garnettii (small-eared galago), 8708 nucleotides long. It is a transcript of the gene NF1, whose product is annotated as neurofibromin 1. Lineage: Eukaryota; Metazoa; Chordata; Mammalia; Primates; Galagidae. The coding region runs from base 164 to 8554 and encodes 2796 amino acids. The record is from RefSeq and is a predicted model, not a curated record. Gene Ontology annotation, biological process: regulation of GTPase activity. The transcript is spliced from 57 exons.
CGUUGACCCCCUCAUCCCCACCCCCGUGGGAACGUUCGGAGCCUGCACUCUUCAGACCCUCUGGGCUCUUCUUCCCUCACCUCAGCCCCCUUUCCCCGCCCUCUUCCCGGCCCAGGGCGCCGGCCGACCCUUUCCUCCGCCGCCCCCCGGCCGCGGGGAGGACAUGGCCGCGCACAGGCCGGUGGAAUGGGUCCAGGCCGUGGUCAGCCGCUUCGACGAGCAGCUUCCAAUAAAAACAGGACAGCAGAAUACUCACACCAAAGUCAGUACUGAACACAACAAGGAAUGUUUAAUCAAUAUUUCCAAAUACAAAUUUUCUUUGGUUGUAAGUGGCCUCACUACUAUCUUAAAGAAUGUUAACAAUAUGAGAAUAUUCGGAGAAGCUGCUGAAAAAAAUUUAUAUCUCUCUCAGUUGAUUAUAUUGGAUACACUGGAAAAAUGUCUUGCUGGGCAACCAAAGGACACAAUGAGAUUAGAUGAAACGAUGCUGGUCAAACAGUUGCUGCCAGAAAUCUGCCAUUUUCUUCACACCUGUCGUGAAGGAAACCAACAUGCAGCUGAACUUCGGAAUUCUGCCUCUGGGGUUUUAUUUUCCCUCAGUUGCAACAACUUUAAUGCAGUCUUUAGUCGAAUUUCUACCAGGUUACAGGAAUUGACUGUUUGUUCAGAAGACAAUGUGGAUGUUCAUGAUAUAGAAUUAUUACAGUAUAUUAAUGUGGAUUGUACAAAAUUAAAACGACUCCUAAAGGAAACAGCAUUUAAAUUUAAAGCCUUAAAGAAGGUUGCACAGUUAGCAGUUAUAAAUAGCCUAGAAAAGGCAUUUUGGAACUGGGUAGAAAACUACCCAGAUGAAUUUACAAAGCUAUACCAGAUUCCACAGACUGAUAUGGCUGAGUGUGCAGAAAAGCUAUUUGACCUGGUGGAUGGUUUUGCUGAAAGCACCAAACGUAAAGCAGCAGUUUGGCCGCUACAAAUCAUUCUCCUUAUCUUGUGUCCAGAAAUAAUCCAGGAUAUAUCCAAUAUAUCCAAGGAAGUAGUUGAUGAAAGCAACAUGAAUAAGAAGUUGUUUCUGGACAGUCUGCGCAAAGCACUUGCUGGUCAUGGAGGAAGUAGGCAACUGACAGAAAGUGCUGCAAUUGCCUGUGUUAAACUCUGUAAAGCCAGUACUUACAUCAACUGGGAAGAUAACUCUGUCAUUUUCCUGCUAGUUCAGUCCAUGGUGGUUGAUCUCAAGAAUCUACUUUUUAAUCCAAGUAAACCAUUCUCAAGAGGUAGUCAGCCUGCAGAUGUGGAUCUGAUGAUUGACUGCCUUGUUUCUUGCUUUCGUAUAAGUCCUCACAACAACCAGCACUUUAAGAUCUGCCUGGCUCAGAAUUCACCUUCUACAUUUCACUAUGUGUUGGUAAAUUCGCUCCAUCGAAUCAUCACCAAUUCUGCAUUGGAUUGGUGGCCUAAGAUUGAUGCCGUAUAUUGUCACUCAGUUGAACUUAGAAAUAUGUUUGGUGAAACACUGCAUAAGGCAGUACAAGGCUGUGGAGCACACCCAGCAAUACGAAUGGCACCGAAUCCAAGAAAACAGGGGCCUGAAACUCAAGGCAGUACAGCUGAAUUAAUUACAGGGUUGGUCCAACUGGUGCCUCAGUCACACAUGCCAGAGAUUGCUCAGGAAGCAAUGGAGGCUCUGCUGGUUCUUCAUCAGUUAGAUAGCAUUGAUUUGUGGAAUCCUGAUGCACCUGUAGAAACAUUUUGGGAGAUUAGCUCACAAAUGCUUUUUUACAUCUGCAAGAAAUUAACUAGCCAUCAAAUGCUUAGUAGCACAGAAAUUCUCAAAUGGUUGCGAGAAAUUUUGAUCUGCAGAAAUAAAUUUCUUCUUAAAAAUAAGCAGGCAGAUAGAAGUUCCUGUCACUUUCUCUUCCCUUAUGGAGUAGGAUGUGAUGUUCCUUCAAGUGGAAAUACCAGUCAACUGUCCAUGGAUCAUGAAGAGUUAUUACGUCCUGGAGCUUCUCUCCGGAAGGGAAAAGGAAACUCCUCCAUGGACAGUGCAGCAGGAUGCAGCGGAACCCCACCAAUAUGCCGGCAAGCCCAGACCAAACUAGAAGUGGCCCUGUACAUGUUUCUGUGGAGCCCUGACACCGAAGCUGUUCUGGUUGCUAUGUCCUGUUUCCGCCAUCUCUGUGAGGAAGCCGAUAUCCGGUGUGGUGUGGAUGAAGUGUCAGUGCAUAACUUCUUGCCCAACUAUAACACAUUCAUGGAGUUUGCCUCCGUUAGCAAUAUGAUGUCAACAGGAAGAGCAGCACUUCAGAAAAGAGUGAUGGCACUGCUAAGGCGCAUCGAGCAUCCCACUGCAGGAAACACUGAGGCUUGGGAAGAUACACAUGCAAAAUGGGAACAAGCCACAAAACUAAUCCUUAACUAUCCCAAAGUCAAAAUGGAAGAUGGCCAGGCUGCUGAAAGCCUUCACAAGACCAUUGUUAAGAGGCGAAUGUCCCAUGUGAGUGGAGGAGGAUCCAUAGAUUUGUCUGACACAGAUUCCCUACAGGAAUGGAUCAACAUGACUGGCUUCCUUUGUGCCCUUGGGGGAGUGUGCUUGCAGCAGAGAAGCAAUUCUGGCCUGGCAACCUAUAGCCCACCCAUGGGCCCAGUUAGUGAACGUAAGGGUUCCAUGAUUUCAGUGAUGUCCUCAGAGGGAAAUGCAGAUACACCUGUCAGCAAAUUUAUGGAUCGGCUGUUGUCCUUAAUGGUGUGUAACCAUGAGAAAGUGGGACUUCAAAUACGGACAAAUGUUAAGGAUCUGGUGGGUCUAGAAUUAAGUCCUGCUCUUUAUCCAAUGCUAUUUAACAAACUGAAGAAUACCAUCAGCAAGUUUUUUGACUCCCAAGGACAGGUUUUAUUGACUGAUACCAAUACUCAGUUUGUUGAACAAACCAUAGCUAUAAUGAAGAACUUACUAGAUAAUCAUACUGAAGGCAGCUCUGAACAUCUGGGCCAAGCUAGCAUUGAAACAAUGAUGUUAAAUCUGGUCAGAUAUGUUCGUGUACUUGGGAAUAUGGUCCAUGCAAUUCAAAUAAAAACCAAAUUAUGUCAGUUGGUUGAAGUAAUGAUGGCAAGGAGAGAUGACCUUUCAUUUUGUCAAGAGAUGAAAUUUAGAAAUAAGAUGGUAGAAUACCUGACAGACUGGGUUAUGGGGACAUCAAACCAAGCAGCAGAUGACGAUGUGAAAUGUCUUACAAGAGAUUUGGACCAGGCAAGCAUGGAAGCAGUAGUUUCACUCCUAGCUGGUCUCCCCCUGCAGCCUGAGGAAGGAGAUGGUGUGGAAUUGAUGGAAGCCAAGUCACAGUUAUUUCUUAAAUACUUCACAUUGUUUAUGAACCUUUUGAACGACUGUAGUGAAGUUGAAGAUGAAAAUGCACAAACAGGUGGCAGGAAGCGUGGCAUGUCUCGGAGGCUGGCAUCACUGAGGCACUGUACAGUACUUGCAAUGUCAAACUUACUCAAUGCUAACGUGGACAGUGGCCUCAUGCACUCCAUAGGUUUAGGUUAUCACAAGGAUCUUCAGACAAGAGCUACAUUUAUGGAAGUUCUGACAAAAAUCCUUCAGCAAGGCACAGAAUUUGACACACUUGCAGAAACAGUAUUGGCAGAUCGAUUUGAGAGACUGGUGGAAUUGGUCACAAUGAUGGGUGAUCAGGGAGAGCUUCCUAUAGCUAUGGCUUUGGCUAACGUGGUUCCUUGUUCUCAGUGGGAUGAACUAGCUCGAGUUCUGGUUACUCUAUUUGAUUCUCGACAUUUACUGUACCAACUGCUCUGGAACAUGUUUUCUAAGGAGGUAGAAUUGGCAGACUCCAUGCAGACUCUUUUCCGAGGCAACAGUUUGGCCAGUAAAAUAAUGACAUUCUGUUUUAAGGUAUAUGGUGCUACCUACCUACAAAAACUCCUGGAUCCUUUAUUACGAAUUGUUAUCACAUCCUCUGAUUGGCAACAUGUUAGCUUUGAAGUGGAUCCUACAAGAUUAGAACCGUCAGAGAGUCUUGAGGAAAACCAGCGGAACCUUCUUCAGAUGACUGAAAAGUUCUUCCAUGCCAUCAUCAGUUCCUCCUUAGAAUUCCCUCCUCAGCUUCGAAGUGUGUGCCAUUGUUUAUACCAGGCAACUUGCCACUCCCUACUGAAUAAAGCUACAGUAAAAGAAAAAAAGGAAAACAAAAAAUCAGUGGUUAGCCAGCGUUUCCCUCAGAACAGCAUCGGCGCAGUAGGAAGUGCUAUGUUCCUCAGAUUUAUCAAUCCUGCCAUUGUCUCACCAUAUGAAGCAGGAAUUUUAGAUAAAAAGCCACCACCUCGAAUCGAAAGGGGCUUGAAGUUAAUGUCAAAGAUACUUCAGAGUAUUGCCAAUCAUGUUCUCUUUACAAAAGAAGAACAUAUGCGGCCUUUUAAUGAUUUUGUGAAAAGCAACUUCGAUGCAGCACGAAGGUUUUUCCUUGAUAUAGCAUCUGAUUGUCCUACAAGUGAUGCCGUAAAUCAUAGUCUUUCCUUCAUUAGUGAUGGCAAUGUGCUUGCUUUACAUCGUCUACUCUGGAACAAUCAAGAAAAAAUUGGCCAGUAUCUUUCCAGCAAUAGGGAUCAUAAAGCUGUUGGAAGACGCCCUUUUGAUAAGAUGGCAACACUUCUUGCAUAUCUGGGUCCUCCAGAGCACAAACCUGUGGCAGAUACACACUGGUCCAGCCUUAAUCUUACCAGUUCGAAGUUUGAGGAAUUUAUGACCAGGCAUCAGGUACAUGAGAAAGAAGAGUUCAAGGCUUUGAAAACACUAAGUAUUUUCUACCAAGCCGGGACUUCCAAAGCUGGGAAUCCUAUUUUUUAUUAUGUUGCACGGAGGUUCAAAACUGGGCAAAUUAAUGGAGAUUUGCUGAUAUAUCACGUCUUAUUGACUUUAAAGCCAUAUUAUGCAAAGCCAUAUGAAAUUGUAGUGGACCUUACCCAUACUGGACCUAGUAAUCGCUUUAAAACAGACUUUCUGUCUAAGUGGUUUGUUGUUUUCCCUGGCUUUGCUUAUGACAAUGUCUCUGCAGUCUAUAUCUAUAACUGCAACUCCUGGGUGAGGGAGUACACCAAAUACCAUGAACGGCUGUUGACGGGCCUCAAAGGUAGCAAGAGGCUCAUUUUCAUAGACUGUCCUGGGAAACUGGCUGAGCACAUAGAGCAUGAACAACAGAAACUACCAGCUGCCACACUGGCUUUAGAAGAGGACCUGAAGGUAUUCCACAAUGCACUCAAACUCGCCCACAAAGACACCAAAGUUUCUAUUAAAGUUGGUUCUACUGCUGUUCAGGUAACCUCAGCAGAGCGAACAAAAGUCCUAGGGCAGUCAGUCUUUCUAAAUGAUAUCUAUUAUGCCUCGGAAAUUGAAGAGAUCUGCCUAGUGGAUGAGAACCAGUUUACCUUAACAAUUGCAAACCAGGGCACGCCGCUCACAUUCAUGCACCAGGAGUGUGAAGCCAUUGUCCAGUCUAUCAUUCACAUUCGGACCCGCUGGGAGCUGUCACAACCUGACUCCAUCCCCCAGCACACCAAGAUUCGGCCAAAAGACGUCCCUGGGACGUUACUUAAUAUCGCAUUACUUAAUUUAGGCAGUUCAGAUCCCAGUUUACGGUCAGCUGCCUAUAAUCUUCUGUGUGCCUUAACUUGUACCUUUAAUUUAAAAAUCGAGGGCCAGUUACUAGAGACAUCAGGUUUAUGUAUCCCUGCCAACAACACCCUCUUUAUUGUCUCUAUUAGUAAGACACUGGCAGCCAAUGAGCCACACCUCACAUUAGAAUUUUUGGAAGAGUGUAUUUCUGGAUUUAGCAAAUCUAGUAUUGAAUUGAAACAUCUUUGUUUGGAAUACAUGACUCCAUGGCUAUCAAAUCUGGUCCGUUUUUGUAAGCAUAAUGACGACGCCAAGCGACAAAGAGUUACUGCUAUUCUUGAUAAGCUGAUAACAAUGACCAUAAAUGAAAAACAGAUGUACCCUUCCAUUCAAGCAAAAAUAUGGGGAAGCCUUGGGCAGAUUACAGAUCUGCUUGAUGUUGUACUAGACAGUUUCAUCAAAACCAGUGCAACAGGUGGCUUGGGAUCAAUAAAAGCUGAGGUGAUGGCAGAUACUGCUGUAGCUUUGGCUUCUGGAAAUGUGAAAUUGGUUUCAAGCAAGGUUAUUGGAAGGAUGUGCAAAAUAAUAGACAAGACAUGCUUAUCUCCAACUCCUACUUUAGAGCAGCAUCUAAUGUGGGAUGAUAUUGCUAUUUUAGCACGCUACAUGCUGAUGUUGUCCUUCAACAACUCCCUUGAUGUGGCAGCUCACCUCCCCUACCUGUUCCAUGUUGUCACUUUCUUAGUAGCCACAGGUCCACUUUCCCUUAGAGCUUCCACACAUGGAUUGGUCAUUAAUAUCAUUCACUCUCUGUGCACUUGUUCGCAGCUGCAUUUUAGUGAAGAGACCAAGCAAGUUUUGAGACUCAGUCUAACAGAGUUCUCAUUACCCAAAUUUUACUUGCUGUUUGGCAUUAGCAAAGUCAAGUCAGCUGCUGUAAUUGCCUUCCGUUCCAGUUACCGGGACAGGUCAUUUUCUCCUGGCUCCUAUGAGAGGGAGACUUUUGCUUUGACAUCCUUGGAAACAGUCACAGAAGCUUUGUUGGAGAUCAUGGAGGCAUGUAUGAGAGAUAUUCCAACAUGCAAGUGGCUGGACCAGUGGACAGAACUAGCUCAAAGAUUUGCAUUUCAAUAUAAUCCAUCCCUGCAACCAAGAGCUCUUGUUGUCUUUGGCUGUAUUAGCAAAAGAGUGUCUCAUGGGCAGAUAAAGCAGAUUAUCCGUAUUCUGAGCAAGGCACUUGAGAGUUGCUUAAAAGGACCUGAUACUUACAAUAGCCAAGUUCUGAUAGAAGCUACAGUGAUAGCACUAACCAAGUUACAGCCACUUCUUAAUAAGGAUUCCCCUCUACACAAAGCUCUCUUUUGGGUGGCUGUGGCUGUGCUGCAGCUUGAUGAGGUCAACUUGUAUUCAGCAGGUACUGCGCUUCUUGAACAAAACCUGCAUACCUUAGACAGUCUCCGGAUAUUCAAUGACAAGAGUCCAGAGGAGGUAUUUAUGGCAAUCCGGAAUCCUCUGGAAUGGCACUGCAAGCAAAUGGAUCAUUUUGUUGGACUCAAUUUCAACUCUAACUUUAACUUCGCAUUGGUUGGACAUCUUUUAAAAGGAUACAGGCAUCCUUCACCUGCCAUUGUUGCAAGAACAGUCAGAAUUUUGCAUACACUACUGACUUUGGUUAACAAACAUAGAAAUUGUGACAAAUUUGAAGUAAAUACACAAAGUGUGGCUUACCUAGCAGCUUUACUCACAGUGUCUGAAGAGGUUCGAAGUCGCUGCAGUCUAAAACAUAGAAAGUCACUUCUUCUCACUGAUAUUUCAAUGGAAAAUGUUCCUAUGGAUACAUAUCCUAUCCAUCAUGGUGACCCCACCUAUAGGACACUAAAAGAGAAUCAGCCAUGGUCCUCCCCCAAAGGUUCUGAAGGGUACCUUGCAGCCACCUAUCCAACUGUGGGCCAGACCAGUCCCCGAGCCAGGAAAUCUAUGAGUUUGGACAUGGGGCAGCCUUCUCAGGCCAACACAAAGAAGCUGCUUGGAACAAGGAAAAGUUUUGAUCACUUGAUAUCAGAUACAAAGGCUCCUAAAAGGCAAGAAAUGGAAUCAGGGAUCACAACACCACCCAAAAUGAGGAGAGUUGCAGAAACUGAUUAUGAAAUGGAAACUCAGAGGAUUUCCUCAUCACAGCAGCAUCCACACUUACGUAAAGUUUCAGUGUCUGAAUCAAAUGUUCUCUUGGAUAAAGAAGUACUUACAGAUCCGAAGAUCCAAGCGCUUCUUCUUACUGUUCUAGCUACACUGGUCAAAUAUACCACAGAUGAGUUUGAUCAACGAAUUCUUUAUGAAUACUUAGCAGAGGCUAGUGUUGUGUUUCCCAAAGUUUUUCCUGUUGUGCACAAUUUGUUGGACUCUAAGAUCAACACCCUGUUGUCAUUGUGCCAAGAUCCAAAUUUGUUAAAUCCGAUCCACGGAAUCGUACAGAGUGUGGUGUACCAUGAAGAGUCCCCACCACAAUACCAAACGUCUUACCUGCAAAGUUUUGGUUUUAAUGGCUUAUGGAGGUUUGCAGGACCCUUUUCAAAGCAAACACAAAUUCCAGACUAUGCUGAGCUUAUUGUUAAGUUUCUUGAUGCCUUGAUUGACACGUACUUGCCUGGAAUUGAUGAAGAAACCAGUGAGGAGUCCCUCCUGACACCCACAUCUCCUUACCCUCCUGCACUGCAGAGCCAACUUAGUAUCACUGCCAACCUUAACCUCUCUAAUUCCAUGACCUCACUUGCAACUUCCCAGCAUUCCCCAGGAAUUGACAAAGAGAACGUUGAACUCUCCCCUACCACUGGCCACUGUAACAGUGGACGAACUCGCCACGGAUCCGCAAGCCAAGUGCAGAAGCAAAGAAGCGCUGGCAGUUUCAAACGUAAUAGCAUUAAGAAGAUCGUGUGACGCUUUCUUCGUUUCUUUUUUUAAACCAACUUAACAUGGGCUCUUCACUAGUGACUCCUUCUCUGGCCUUGCCCGUCCCUUCAUGUCGUGAUGCUGCACUUCCCAUUUUAUAACGAACCCAUCCGGUCUGCCGUGUUGCCAGAAGAUCAACUCU